This is a messenger RNA of Cladocopium goreaui, 1989 nucleotides long. NCBI's taxonomy places the organism in Eukaryota, Dinophyceae, Suessiales, Symbiodiniaceae. The record is from the annotation of a GenBank genome assembly.
AUGGGUCAGAUGUCAUCGCUUGCCAACUUGGGCUUACCGCCCAAACUCCUGGCAGCUCAGAGGAAGGGGAAACAGGGCAGCUCAGCAAUUGGAGACACGCAACAAGAGAUGGCUCUUGCGAUGGAGGUUGCUGCUGCUGCCGCUGCGGCAGCUGUAGCCGCAACCAACUGUGGAUCCAAGCGCCUAAAUGCGGAGGCUGAUGAAGCGAGAGCCAGUCAAGGUGCAGAUGCUGCGCGACCAAGCUGGUCUCAACAAGGGGCCCAGAAGCAGGAAGGCAUCCAAGGAUCACAAGGUUCCUUCCCUGUUGUUGACCUCAGGGCCUAUGCUGAAAGAGGUGUCCCGCAAGGUGUGCCAGAGAGCCACAGUCUGUCUUUGCGCGCCACAGAUCCACAACCUUCAGUGAAAGGUUCCGUCCAGGCCUCCGAGGAUGAGAAAGAUGAGAAGCAGCAAGUUGAUGCACAUGGUCCCAUGCAGAUGGUUUUGGAAGAGGACUUGAUGUACAAAGGGGAGGAGUUCGAAGUACAGCAGCUGCACAUUGUUGACAAACUUGAGAGAGCCCAUCAAGAGUUGGCAAAGCAAUGGCAGGAACUUGAUGUGGAAAGGCAGAAAUCAAUUGAAGAACAGGAGCAGCAAAGGCAGCGCAUCCAAGUAUUUGCCAAGGAACAAGCAGAACUUCAGGCCGGGCUAGAAAUUCAGCUUGAAUCAGAGGUCCAAAAGAGAUACGAAUGGGAAACGCACCAGCAACAAUUUUUGGAGCAGCAACAACAACGACUGGAAGAUCAGUGGCAACGAGAACAAGACAAGAGAAAACAGCAAUGGGAGAAGGAACAAGAGGAAGAGUUUUCCAAGCUGCAGCAACGCUUUCAGCACCUUCAACAGCAGUUUCAAGAGAGGCUCGAUUCAGCUGCACAGCCAAGAGCAAUGGAAUCCGGGACUCUUCGGGCUCCGCUGGAUGCGAAUCUGCAGAAAUCUUCUGAGUUGCCUUUGGAUGGAACAAGGCAGAGCACGUCCUCCGAACAGUCCCGCCACCGAACUGCAGAAGAUGCUGCAAGCACGCCAAAUCCAAGUCACGUGAGCCGAGAAGGCUGCUUGCAAGGGUGCUUGCAGGGAUUUCAGAAGUCUAAAGAGUCUAAAGAUCCAAAAAAAGAUCGAAGGUCACAAGAACUACAAGAACCGCUUGCAUGGGCUGUUGAUGUACCUAGAGCCAAAUGCACCAACAGAGAGGCGUCCAGUGGCACAGCGGGAAAUGUUGCAUGUCGAACGGGCGGCAUGGCAGAUUCCGGCACAGGCUGGGCAGAACCCACGACAGCCAGGACAGUGGCAACCAAUGUAGCAGAGUUCGAGUUCAACAAGUCACCUAGACCUAGAGAAGAAGAGACAAAAAAAUUGAAGCACUCUGUGGUUGGCCACUCUGAGUGGGUAGCGUUGCCAAACACAGAGCCAUCUACAGAGCCGAUCAUGCCUACGCCAGACACGCUUAGAGAACCUCUGGCACUGGCAGGAAGCUAUCGUGGACGGCCAGCUGCCAAAGCUGCCAAAGCUGCCAAUCCUAGGAAUUUCUCGGAAACAGAUCAGCUUGGCAUCUGUGGACAGAAAUUCACAAAAGGACAUCUGGACGAUCCAAGAUAUGGCACAAACAGCACCAGCGGUACAGCCCAGCAACUCACAGAGCUUGGCAAAGCGCAAUCGAAGCAUCAGGAACUCCCUGGGAGUGAUGGAGCCUUUCAGAGGGCCUUGAAUGGAAGAGGGAUUUGGCAGCUUGAAGAGCGUGAGGAUUGGUCUUCCCUGAAGAUCACUGCCUCGCUUGAUGCAGAUGGUCGAGUUGUCUCCGAGGAAGAGCAAACCGGAGCUGACUUGCAGGAUCUCCGGUGCUUGGAUUCAGCCCCAAGAAGGAGCAGUACCUCAAGUUCCUCCAAAAAGAAAUUGCAGCACAGAGAGCUUUCCUCAGGGACAUCAAGAACGCUAGAAAGUACGACGGUCUUGCUGUGA